Messenger RNA from Ilex paraguariensis (yerba mate), 1209 nucleotides. The record is from the annotation of a GenBank genome assembly. Lineage: Eukaryota; Viridiplantae; Streptophyta; Magnoliopsida; Aquifoliales; Aquifoliaceae.
AUGGCGGUAGAAACAUCCUGGUCAGAUGAUGAAUUUGAUGAUAAUACAAGGGGAACUGGUGUGUUCUAUCCAUAUUUGGGGCUAACUGACAGGGUUGAUGAAGAAAGCAAUCAUGUCCCCAUUGAUCCAAUCCUCCCUGAUGAUCUUCAGGAACGAAUAAUAGCCUCUCUCCCAUUAGAGUGCAUUUUAAAAGCAUGCUGUGUUUGUAAAAAGUGGAAUGAGAUUGUGCACUCAAAAAGAUUUAUGUUGAACAUCUCAAGUGUCUUAUCACAGAAACCCUGGUACUUCAUGUUUACCAGCUCUGAUGAACCCGUUGGAUAUUUCUAUGACCCUUUGUUGCGUAAAUGGUACAGCUCCGAACUCCCUUGUAAUGUAAAGCACAACUGCUAUAUUGCUUCAUCUUCUGGUUUAGUGUGCUUCAUGGAUAAUUAUAGCAGGAAUGAGCUAUAUGUUUGUAACCCGCUUGCUAGGAACUACAAGAAAGUGGAACCUUUGGGUGACCGAUUCUUUGAUUACAGAGCUCUUGCGUUUUCAGUGGACUGGCUAUCACACAGUUAUACUCUUGCUAUUGUAGGAUCGGAACAAAUCUCUGGGGAUGAAUGGGAUAUUUCGAUUCACAUUUAUAAUUCAAACAAAAUGGUAUGGCAAUCUCCUGCUGCGAAAACUUUUACCAGGUGGAGAGCAGGAUAUGAUAGUGUAAUCUGUGAUGGGGUUUUGUAUGCCCUGUUUUAUUAUACUGGAACGGAUGAGACUGAGGAUCGCCAUGCCUUGUUGACUUAUAAUAUUUGUAGCCCAUCUUACGAGGAUAUAUCAGUUGCUACUAAAAUUCCAGUUCCUUGCUUUGUCACUUGUGGACGGCUGAUGAACCUCUCUGACAAGCUUGUAAUGGUGGGAGGUAUAGGGAGACAAGAUCGUCCAGGCAUAAUAAAGGGAAUUGGCAUUUGGGUUCUUAGAGGGAUGGAAUUGGAAGAGGUAUCCCGAAUGCCUCAUAAGUUUUUUCAAGGAUUUGGAGAGAUAGAUGAUGUGUUUGCAAGCAGUGGUGCUGGUGAUCUUAUAUACAUACAGAGCUAUGGAGCAACAGCCCUUCUUGAGUUUGAUAUGACCUUGAAACAAUGGGAUUGGUCACAUAAAUGUCCUGUGACUAAGAAGUUCCCCCUUCAGCUUUUCUCAGGUUUUUGCUUCCAACCGCGGCUUGAAGUUUCACCCUAA